AUAUUCUUCAUGUAAAACGUACGGAAAUUUUCUUGUUGUCGCAAACGAGACUAAAUUUGAACAGGACUAUUUUGCCACGUUCGCAGCUCCAAGAUGGCCGUCUCUGUGAUAUCGACCGUGAACACGGACCACGAAGAUAUGAUUCAUGAUGCCCAGAUGGAUUAUUAUGGGAAAAAGCUAGCAACAUGUUCUUCAGACAGAAGCGUCAAAGUAUAUGAAGUCAUAGGGAGCAAUCAGAGACUAAUGGCAAAUCUGAAAGGUCAUGAAGGUCCAGUCUGGCAAGUUGCUUGGGCACAUCCGAUGUUUGGAAAUUUAUUAGCUUCGUGCUCAUACGAUAGAAAGGUUAUUAUAUGGAAGGAGCAAGGAAAUGAUUGGGUAAAACUAUAUGAAUCAGUACACCAUGACUCGUCAGUAAAUUCGAUUAGCUGGGCUCCACAUGAGUUUGGACUUAUGCUUGCUUGUGGUGCUUCUGAUGGUGCUGUAUCUGUUCUUUCAACCACAGGUGAUGGAAACUGGUCAACUCAGAAAAUUCCAAAUGCUCAUUCAAUUGGCUGUAAUGCAGUAAGCUGGGCACCAGGAAUUUCACCAGUAAAUGCAUAUGUGGGCUCAACAUCUUCACGAGAUUCUUCAGUAGUUAAAAGAUUUGUAUCUGGGGGCUGCGACAAUCUGGUUAAAAUAUGGGCAUACAAUGAACAAGAUGCAAGAUGGGUAGAGGAAGAGACCCUUGAUGCACAUAGCGACUGGGUACGCGAUGUGGCCUGGGCACCAAACAUUGGUAUACCUGUUAGCACAAUAGCGAGCUGUUCACUGGACUGCAAAGUAAUUAUAUGGCGAAAAAAUGAAGAGGAGGGUGGAAAAUGGAUACCACAUAUUUUACAAAAGUUUAAUGAUGUAAUAUGGCAUGUCAGUUGGUCAAUAACGGGUAACAUUUUGGCAGUAUCUGGAGCAGACAAUAAAGUUAGUUUAUGGAAGGAGGUUGAUGUUGACAAGUGGGUGAUGGUCAGCGAGGUUGAUCGAGGCCACGGGAAGGAGAUCCAGCAAUAAUGCAACUAUUCGACCUAGCGAACAUGAACUAAAUUGUCUUAGGCCAUCUUAAUCCCUGCUCGAGAACUCUAUAAUUUUAGCUGAGAUUAAAGCACCUCCAGCCUACCUUUUAAACCAUGUUAUUGAAAUUAUUUUGGUUAUGUUAUGUACAGAAACUAAAGUUGCAUGAAUAAGUACUAAAUUCGUAAUUGAACUUUCGUUGGGCUACACCCUUGCCUGAGUACUUUUAAAAUCAAAUGAAAAAUGCUUUCCUAAUUAAAAAGAAGAAAUCUGUAUUUGUUCUUAAUUACGAGCUCAAGAAGGACAGCAUCAUUUAAUUUUACAGUUAUAAUUCAUGUAUUCGUCUGUUUAGUAUUGCGAGCCAUGGUUCCGAUUGGUGUCGAUGUAUUCCAAAGCUUCUUUAAUAAAGCAGUCUUGGAUAAAAACGAUUAGUAUAACAUCGAGUCUCGUAUAAGUAGAGAUAUUGGCUUAGCUUAGCAUGAUUCCUCGCCAUCAAUGCAAUAAAAUUUUCAGCAGGCUCGUUUGAAGUAAUGAACAUCUUUCACAACUA
Rhopilema esculentum is the source of this 1594-nucleotide messenger RNA. RefSeq names its product protein SEC13 homolog. Gene Ontology annotation, molecular function: structural molecule activity; protein binding. Gene Ontology annotation, cellular component: nuclear pore outer ring; COPII vesicle coat. Lineage: Eukaryota; Metazoa; Cnidaria; Scyphozoa; Rhizostomeae; Rhizostomatidae. Gene Ontology annotation, biological process: COPII-coated vesicle budding; protein import into nucleus; positive regulation of TOR signaling. The record is from RefSeq and is a predicted model, not a curated record.